AUGCUUUCCAAAUCCCUCUGUGGAUUAUCACGAACAGUUGUACUCCGCAGGAAUGCUUCAACCUUCAGCGGGCUCACUUCCGAGCAGUUCAUGAAGUCUAUGACUAAUGAGCCUAUUUUGGAGUAUAAGAAAGGAAGUACAGAGAGGCUUGCUCUUGAAAAAGAGCUUACUGCUAUGAGCAAGACUACUGUUGAUGUACCGUUGCGCAUAGGUGAUAAGAAAAUCUUCAAUAACCUUGAGAGAAAUCAAGUUAUGCCAUCAGAUCAUGCUUCCGUUCUUGCUAGAUAUACUUAUGCAACUAGUGAGCAGAUUCAAGAAGCGAUUGCAGUUUGUUUGGAGAAAAGAGCUGCUUGGGAACGAGUACCUUUGAAAGAACGGGCAGAAAUACUCCUCAAAGCUGCUGAUUUAUGUGCCGGGAAAUAUAGAAUGAAACUAAAUGCUUCUACAAUGUUAGGCCAAGGAAAAAACAUUCUCCAAGCAGAAAUCGACGCCGCUUGUGAGCUGAUCGACUUCUUCCGAUUCAAUGCCAAAUUCGCAUUGGAGGCUGACAAGUAUACUCCCUUAAGUACUCAAAUUAGUACAAACAAGAUGAUUCUACGUGGAAUGGAAGGUUUCGUUGCCGCAAUCGCUCCAUUCAACUUCACGGCCAUCGGAGGAAAUUUGGCAUCUGCUCCCGCUUUGAUGGGAAAUGUUUGCUUGUGGAAGCCUUCCGAUACUGCUGUUUACAGUAACUACAUCAUUUACGAAAUUCUAGAAGAAGCAGGAAUCCCUUCUGGCGUUCUUGCAUUCUUACCCUCUGAUGGUCCUGUUUUCGGAAACACAGUAACUGCUCAUGAAAGCCUAGUAGCCAUCAAUUUCACCGGAUCAGUCCCUACUUUCAAGACUUUGUGGAGAAAUGUUGCUGAUAACUUGGACAAAUACAUCACUUUCCCCAAACUCAUCGGAGAAUGUGGUGGAAAAAACUUCCAUUUCGUUCAUCCCUCAGCUAAUGCUGACUCUGUUGCAACAGGAACUGUGAGAUCUGCAUGGGAGUAUUCAGGACAAAAAUGCUCUGCUUGCUCUAGAAUGUAUGUGCCUGCUUCUAGAUGGGAAGAAAUCUCGAAGAAAAUUGCUGAUAUUCAUAAGCAGAUCAAGCUUGGCGACGUUCGUGAUGGAUCUAUCUUCCUAUCAGCUGUUAUCGAUGAGAAGUCGUUCGCGCGUAACAAGUCUUACAUAGAUUAUGCUAAGACCGGAGCUGAUGGAGCCAAAAUUGUGUUAGGAGGAUCUUAUGAUGAUUCGAAGGGGUACUUCAUCGAACCUACUCUGAUUACUGUUACAAACUUCAAUAGCAAACUCAUAACUGAGGAAAUCUUUGGACCUGUUAUUACCGUUUUCGUUUAUGAGGAUAGUAAGGUCGAUGAAGUCCUCAGUAGUAUUAAGGAUGCGACUCCAUAUGGUUUAACUGGAGCCAUUUUCUCUGAAGAUAAAGUAUUCCUCAAUAAGGCUAAGGAUGUUUUGAGAGAUUCCGUAGGUAACAUGUAUUUGAACGACAAAUCAACUGGAUCUAUUGUUGGCCAGCAACCAUUCGGAGGAGCUCGAAUGUCCGGAACAAACGAUAAGGCAGGAGGACCCCAUUAUGGAAUCAAAUGGGUUUCACCAUUGACCGUCAAAGAGACCAGUGUUCCACUGACCGAGUGGCGUUAUCCAUCCAUGGAUUAA
Messenger RNA from Auanema sp. JU1783, 1698 nucleotides. The record is from the annotation of a GenBank genome assembly. Lineage: Eukaryota; Metazoa; Nematoda; Chromadorea; Rhabditida; Rhabditidae.